GCAGUUUUGUUGUAAAUUAUAAGCAAUUCGCAGCGGGAUGUCGCCGCUACUGUUAAAGCUUUUGAUGAUUGCGAUCGUGUUACCACUAGUGCAUCUUCAAACGUACGAGUGCACCGCAGCUGGAAAAUUCCGCUACCAAGACGCCACCUGCCGGUCGUUUUACAUGUGCGUAUUUUACAACGGCGCUUACGUCAGAAGCGACUACACGUGCCCUUCGAACUCGGUGUUCGACGGGUCGAGUCAGACAUGCUCUAACACGGCGAUUUGUAUCGACAAUUUGUGCGACAACGUGCCUCUGACACCUCUGCUGCAGAGAUUGGCCGACCCUAAUGCGGUCAACUGUACGACUUAUAUCAUGUGCGCGGGGUUAUUUCCAAAGUAUCCCGUCUUGGUCAGUUGUCCGAACGGGUACUAUUAUAACCAGGCGUUGGAGGAUUGCUGGAUUACACCCGAUUGCUAACUUCUAAGUAAAAGAUUUUCAUCCAGCAGAAUGCGGUGAACACACAUGAUGAUGAACACACAAAUGAAUCUCCAUUAGCACCUUGUACCUAAUACAUUGGUUAUCAAUUGUCAAUAAAU
Messenger RNA from Cylas formicarius (sweet potato weevil), 579 nucleotides. RefSeq lists its product as uncharacterized. Lineage: Eukaryota; Metazoa; Arthropoda; Insecta; Coleoptera; Brentidae. The coding region runs from base 38 to 460 and encodes 140 amino acids. The record is from RefSeq and is a predicted model, not a curated record. Gene Ontology annotation, molecular function: chitin binding. The transcript has 2 exons. Gene Ontology annotation, cellular component: extracellular region.